AUGAGUCGUCGGGCUAGUUUGUUGGCCAAACAAAAUAAAACCAAACCAAAAGUUCGAUUUCCCGAUGAAUUAGUGUUUUUAGAUAAUGUAAAGGAAAAUGAUUUAAAGGCUAUGGACUCAAUGUUGAGACGUGCCAGUUUACAAAUGGAUUUAAACGCUCUAAAUGAUGCAGGCUUAACUCCGCUACACCAAGCAUGUUUAGAUGGUAAUUAUGGUGCAGUCAGAAUGUUAGUAAGUCAUGGAGCGGAUAUCAAUAGAAAAGAUACUGAUUGUUGGACACCUUUACAUGCUGCUUGUGCUGAAGGUCAUGCACAGAUAGUCAAGUAUUUAUUGAAGAAAGGGGGUGAUUAUAGGGCAACGACAGAUAAAGGUGAACGACCUCUAGACCUUGUGGAACCUACAGAUUUUAAAACAAUUAGUGUGAUGUUAGCUAAACCAAGUACUUUAAAAACUGAGUCGGACGAGGAGGAGGUGGGUGGCGAUGAGAACGCUAACAGUUGA
This is a messenger RNA of Lottia gigantea (owl limpet), 501 nucleotides long. RefSeq lists its product as hypothetical. The record is from RefSeq and is a predicted model, not a curated record. Gene Ontology annotation, cellular component: cytoplasm. The coding region runs from base 1 to 501 and encodes 166 amino acids. The transcript has 3 exons. Lineage: Eukaryota; Metazoa; Mollusca; Gastropoda; Lottiidae. Gene Ontology annotation, molecular function: phosphatase regulator activity; protein binding; enzyme inhibitor activity.